Messenger RNA from Quercus lobata, 420 nucleotides. RefSeq names its product NADP-dependent malic enzyme-like. Gene Ontology annotation, molecular function: malate dehydrogenase (decarboxylating) (NADP+) activity. The transcript has 5 exons. The record is from RefSeq and is a predicted model, not a curated record. Bases 1 to 420 code for a protein of 139 amino acids. Gene Ontology annotation, cellular component: chloroplast. Lineage: Eukaryota; Viridiplantae; Streptophyta; Magnoliopsida; Fagales; Fagaceae. Gene Ontology annotation, biological process: malate metabolic process; pyruvate metabolic process.
AUGGAGCUUCAGGAGAGGAAUGAAAGGCUAUUCUACAAAUUUCUCAUUGAUAAUGUUGAGGAAUUGCUCCCAGUUGUCUAUACUCCAACUGUGGGUGAGGCUUGCCAGAAGUAUGGGAGCAUUUUCAAGCGCCCUCAGGGUCUUUACAUAAGUUCGAAAGAAAAGGGCAAUAUUCUUGAGGUGUUGAAGAACUGGCCUGAGAGGACUAUUCAAGCAAUUGUUGUGACGGAUGGUGAGCAAAUUUCGGGACUUGGGGAUCUUGGCUGUCAGGGGAUGGGGAUUCCUGUGGGGAAAUUGUCUUUGUAUACAGCACACGGAGGUCUUUGUCCUUCUGUAUUGUUGAAAGACGAGUUCUACAUUGGGCUUAGACAAAGCAGGGCAAAUGGGAAGUGUAGGGACGCGAUUUGUAACGACCCAUGA